CAAUGCCUCUUGGAUUUAAAUACAGUACAAGCGAGCAUGGGCAUUCGUGCAACAAUUCAUAGCUGUUUUUCCUGAGAUGUUGUUAUAUAGGACAUAUCUCAUAAUUGACAAAAACCCCAUGUGCACACCUUGGAUAUACUACAGGAAUCACGCGUUUCAUUGUGAAUGCCACUAGGAAACUGUACGGAUUUUCUUGUGACCAAAGUGAAGGGAUUUCCUCAGUGGGGUUGGGCUGACCCCAUCUCAAUCUCUGAAUCCAUAAUUGUCAGUUCCAGGGGUCUGGGUGAUUGACGACUGUGCCAUUUAAGCUGGAUUCACAGUUUGUCUCAGAAAUGGAAUCCGAUAAAGACAAUCAUGAGAGCGAUCAAGAGUCAAUCGCAAUGGCGGAAAAAAACAACGAUAAAGAGAGAGGAGAGAAAGAACAUUGGGCUUCGCAAAUAGACUACCUUCUCUCCAUGAUCGGUUUCUGUGUUGCCCUUGGUAACGUGUGGCGAUUCCCCUAUAUCUGCAACAGGAACGGAGGAGGGGCGUUCUUGAUUCCCUUCGUCGUGUGUCUGGUGUUGUGUGGUCUGCCUCUGUACUUCCUUGAGGUGGCUCUGGGACAGUUUACAGGAAGUAGUGCAACACAUGUAUGGAGUCUCUGCCCUCUGGUGAAAGGGCUUGGUGGCGGGAUGCUGAUCUUCUGUUCCGGGUUUGUGAUCUACUCCACUGUCAUCUGUGCAUGGUCUUUGUACUAUGCAUUCUACUCCCUGAGGCCUGUCCUACCAUGGACGUCCUGUACCAACCCGUGGAACACCGACGCAUGUGUGACAAGUGUGAAACACCUGAACCAAGUAUUCAGUGGAGUUGCAAACACAUCCAGUCACUUCAACCAAUCGGACAACAAUACCAUCUCCAACUCAUCCUUUGUCAUUGAAGGAUGGAAAAACGGAUCUGUUACUGCAGCAGAAGAAUUUUGGCAAUACAAAGCGCUUGACAUAACGAGGGGUCUGGAGUAUCUCGGCCCAAUCAAAAUGGAGUUAGCACUUUGUCUACUUGCGUCGUGGGUUGUCGUCUUUCUAUGCAUUGUCAAAGGUGUUCGGUCUGUUGGAAAGGCUGUCUAUGUGACAGCUACGUUGCCCUACGUCAUCCUGAUUGUUCUGUUGGUACGUGGCCUGACUCUGCCUGGAGGAACAGAUGGAGCUCUCUUUUACAUCACUCCAAACUUCAGUAAACUUCUGGAAAUACAGGUGUGGCUUGAGGCGUGUCUCCAGGUGUUCUACUCCCUGGGUCCGGCCUGGGGUUGUAUCAUAACCAUGUCGAGUUACAACAAAUUCAAUACAAACUGUCUCAGGAAUGCUGUAUUUUGCACAUUUGUGUGUGAAGGAACCAGCAUGUUUGCUGGUCUUGUAAUCUUCUCAAUUCUUGGAUUCAUGGCACAUGAAGCAGGUGUACCGAUAAUGGAUGUCGUUUCAUCAGGACCUGGAUUGGGCUUUGUGAUCUACCCAGAAGUCCUUGCACAACUACCGCUUCCUCAGCUGUGGAGUUUCAUCUUCUUUAUCAUGCUCAUCAUGCUGGCACUGGAUUCCAUUUUCUCUGCAGCUGAAACUGUGAUUACCGCUAUCGUAGACGAGUUCCGUUUCUUGUUGAAGUGGAGAAUGUUGGUGACAGCUGUCUAUUGUUCAGUGUCCUUCCUAGCUGGCCUUGUUUUGACGACUGAGGGAGGUGUAUACGUUUUUCAGUUGAUAGACUGGUACCUCUUCUCUAUUUUCCUCAUAUUCUGUGGUUUUAUGGAGUGUGUAGUAGUUUCCUGGAUGUAUGGUGUGGAUCGCUUCAGCGAUGACAUUCAGAUGAUGAUUGGCAGACCAGCGCCUCUGUUCUUCAAGAUCACGUGGUGUUAUGUUACACCAGCCAUGCUCCUGACAACCCUAAUUUUCACCUUGACUCAGUACAAACCUCCAACAUAUGGGAAGUAUGUCUUCCCGGACUACGCUUCAGCCAUUGGUUGGUGUAUAGCAGCCAUCCCAAUGCUGCCAGUCUGCUUGAUGAUGGUUGUCGCUCUUUCCCGGGGAAAGGGGGACAUUCGGCAGAGGAUAAAGACGUCCUUAGAACCAGAUGCAACAUGGGGACCCAGUAAUGCUCACUAUCGCACGUGUUACUUAAAGAAACGAAAACGACCCAAGUCACUGAAACGCGUCUUCAUUUCUUCAGUGUCAUGUCGAUCGUAGACGGACAGAGUAUUAAGAAGAUACUAUUCUUAAGAUUACAAAUUACAAGGUGAAUUUCACGUGAACAAAUGUUCCAGAUUGUUACUCAAACGUAAGGUAAUGCCAGCCAUCUCCAUUUUGUCACAUAUCAACUAGUUUUAAAAGUAUUCAUGUAUGCAUUCUUUCUUACAUUCCUUUCUCCAAAAUGAUAUAAAUAUCUUUGAUAAUAUCUUGAGUUUAGUGCCAAGGUGCAUAUGGAAAGUAUUUGUUUGUCGCUUGUAUUUUUAAAUGUAGCAGUCAUUGUCAAGGUGCCGUUUUGUAACAGUCCAUCGGCUUGAGCUAAAAAAAUAGUAGGAAACUACAGUCUAUUUACACCGACCUUUAAUGACUACAGAAGUUACGCUCAUAUCAUUCAUGUUCAGUAACUAAACUUGGACAUAUAUACUAGCCACAUAAAGAAACUGUGCACGGAGAAAAUAUAGAUAUAAGGGCACACCGUCCAUAUAUGAAAUAUAGGUUUGAACACAGC
Haliotis rufescens (red abalone) is the source of this 2715-nucleotide messenger RNA. Its product is annotated as sodium- and chloride-dependent glycine transporter 2-like. The transcript has 16 exons. Lineage: Eukaryota; Metazoa; Mollusca; Gastropoda; Lepetellida; Haliotidae. Bases 333 to 2207 code for a protein of 624 amino acids. Gene Ontology annotation, biological process: sodium ion transmembrane transport. Gene Ontology annotation, cellular component: membrane. The record is from RefSeq and is a predicted model, not a curated record.